CUCCAGUUUGGUUUCACCACCAUCUUCGUAGCUGCGUUCCCAUUGGCUCCUCUCCUGGCUCUGCUCAACAACAUCAUCGAGAUACGUCUGGAUGCCUACAAGUUUGUCACUCAGUGGAGAAGGCCCAUGCCUGCCAGAGCCACAGACAUUGGUCAGUAGUGGUUUUUAAUGUCUGUGCUGUUUAUCACAGGUGAAGAAAACGUGAGUCGAACCAGCAGGUAGCCUAAUUUGAGGUGGGCCUGCAAUCAGAAGGUUGCUGGUUUGAGUCCCAAGUCGGAAAUGCCGUUUCCUACCGUUGUGCUCUUGAGUCCUUUUUCUGAGUUGGUUUCUCUGCUGACCAGCUGUUGUCCCCGUCUGACAGGCUGGUGUCCCUGGUUGUCCCUGUCUGACAGGCUGGUGUCCCUGUUGUCCCUGUCUGACAGGCUGGUGUCCCUGUUGUCCCUGUCUGACAGGCUGGUGUCCCUGUUGUCUAUGUCUGACAGGCUGUUGUCCCUGUCUGACAGGCUGGUGUCCCUGUUGUCCCUGUCUGACAGGCUGGUGUCCCUGUUGUCCCUGUCUGACAGGCUGUUGUCCCUGUUGUCCCUGUCUGACAGGCUGGUGUCCCUGUUGUCCCUGUCUGACAGGCUGGUGUCCCUGUUGUCCCUGUCUGACAGGCUGGUGUCCCUGUUGUCCCUGUCUGACAGGCUGGUGUCCCUGUUGUCCCUGUCUGACAGGCUGGUGUCCCUGGUUGUCCCUGUCUGACAGGCUGGUGUCCCUGUUGUCCUAUGUCUGACAGGCUGUUGUCCCUGUCUGACAGGCUGGUGUCCCUGUUGUCCCUGUCUGACAGGCUGGUGUCCCUGUUGUCCCUGUCUGACAGGCUGUUGUCCCUGUUGUCCCUGUCUGACAGGCUGGUGUCCCUGUUGUCCCUGUCUGACAGGCUGGUGUCCCUGUUGUCCCUGUCUGACAGGCUGGUGUCCCUGUUGUCCCUGUCUGACAGGCUGGUGUCCCUGUUGUCCCUGUCUGACAGGCUGGUGUCCCUGUUGUCCCUGUCUGACAGGCUGGUGUCCCUGUUGUCUAUGUACUGACAGCUGUUGUCCCCUGUCUGACAGGCUGGUGUCCCUGUUGUCCCUGUCUGACAGGCUGGUGUCCCUGUUGUCCCUGUCUGACAGGCUGUUGUCCCUGUUGUCCCUGUCUGACAGGCUGGUGUCCCUGUUGUCCCUGUCUGACAGGCUGUUGUCCCCGUCUGACAGGCUGGUGUCCCUGUUGUCCCUGUCUGACAGGCUGGUGUCCCUGUUGUCCCUGUCUGACAGGCUGGUGUCCCUGUUGUCCCUGUCUGACAGGCUGUUGUCCCUGGUGUCCCUGUCUGACAGGCUGUUGUCCCUGUUGUCCCUGUCUGACAGGCUGGUGUCCCUGUUGUCCCUGUCUGACAGGUAUCUGGCAUGGUAUCCUGGAGGGGAUCGGCGUGCUGGCUGUCAUCACCAACGCCUUCGUCAUCGCCAUCACCUCCGACUACAUCCCCCGCUUCGUCUACGCGUUCAGAUACGGACCCUGUGUGGACGAGGGAUACCGCCACGAGAAGUAGGUCCUCCUCUACUCCCGCUUUGGUCAUCAAUGUCUACUGUCUGAUUUAGCGGUGCAGAUUUAGCCAACCAUUCUAUUGGGCCACGUGUCCCAGUGUUCGUUUUCUUUACUUUACUUUAGGCUCAUUUGACAGGACGUUGAUCAACGUGCAUUUCUGUGAAUGUGCUAGAUUUAGACAACCGGCUAAUUUUCCAUUUGUAGUCCAUGGUUCUGAGCCCCCCAUCUCUCUCCAUGGCAGGUGUCUGCGAGGCUACAUGAACAGCAGCCUGUCGGUGUUUGACAUGGGCGUGCGCUGGAACGUGAGUGAGGAGCAGAGUAGAUACUGCAGGUACAGAGACUACAGAGCCUCUCCCUGGAGCCCAGUACCAUACGACUUCACUCUGCAGUUCUGGCACGUCCUGGCUGCAAGACUAGCCUUCAUCAUAGUCUUCGAGGUAGGUCAGCACGCCCACGCUCUGUCUGUCUGUCUGACACGUCCUGGCUGCCCACCUGGCCUUAAUCCUAGUCUUAUAAUAAUUAUUAAUUAUUAUAAUUAUUAUCUUCGAGGUACGUCAGAAAUCCCUCUCUCUCUCACUCUCUCCUAACUACACUGAUUAUACCUAUCUAGACCCUUCAGAUCAGCAAACAUCACAGGGUUAGGGCCAUCGUCUACUCUCUAUGUCUGAGAUCUGUCUCUCUCGCUAUAUACGCUACCGUUCGAAAGUUUGGGGUCACUUAGACAUGUCCUUGUUUUCGAAAGAAAAGCACAUUUUUUUGUCCAUAAAAAUAACAUCAAAUUGAUCAGAAAUACAGUGUAGACAUUGUUAAUGUUGUAAAUGGCUAUUGUAGUUGGAAACGGCUGAUUUUUAAUGGAAUAUCUACAUCGGCAUACAGAGGCCCAUUAUCAGCAACCAUCAGUCCUGUGUUCCAAUGGCACGUUGUGUUUGCUAAUCCAAGUUGAUCAUUUUAAAAGGCUAAUUGAUCAUUAGAAAACCAUUUUGCAAUUAUGUUAGCACAGCUGAAAACUGUUGUGCUGAUUAAAGAAGCAAUAAAACUGUCCUUCUUGAGACUAGUUGAGUAUCUGGAGCAUCAGCAAUUGUGUGUUCGAUUACAGGCUCAAAAUGGCCAGAAACAAAUAACUUUCUUCUGAAACUCGUCAGUCUAUUCUUGUUCUGAGAAAUGAAGGCUAUUCCAUGCGAGAAAUUGCCAAGAAACUGAAGAUCUCGUACAACGCUGUGUACUACUCCCUUCACAGAACAGCGCAAACUGGCUCUAACCAGAAUAGAAAGAGGAGUGGGAGGCCCCGGUGCACAACUAAGCAAGAGGACAAAUACAUUACUGUGUCUAGUUUGAGAAACAGACGCCUCACAGGUCCUCAACUGGCAGCUUCAUUAAAUAGUACCCACAAAACACCAGUCUCAACGUCAACAGUGAAGAGGCGACUUUGGGAUGCUGGCCUUCUAGACAGAGUUGCAAAGAAAAAGCCAUAUCUCAGACUGGCCAAUAAAAAGAAGGACAUUUCUAAGUGACCCCGAAACUUUUGAACGGUAGCGUAGAUCACUUGCCUCUCCUAUCCUCUCGCCUCAAUCUAGUUCUCAGUCUCAUACACUGAUUAGGUGUGUCAGACUUUAGGUAGCAUGAUGCAAUGACCUGCACAUACCUUCCCAUACUGCCGAGGAUUAGAGAGGUAAGGCCUGCAACCUGAGGUUCACCAGUCCUGUGGUCCUCUGGGGAUUCUAGAUAUCCUAGAUGCCCCCCCCCCCCCCCCCCCCCCCCCCCCGUAAAAACCCCUCAGGGAGUUUGUUUUGCCCCAUGUUGAAUUUCCGUGAUCUGAAAAUGACAAUGGACAACAAAGUCUUCCUCAUCCUCCGUUUCUCUCCUCAGCACCUGGUGUUUGGCUUCAAGUCGUUCAUCGCGUACCUGAUCCCAGACAUGCCCAAGAGUCUGUGUGACCGCAUGCGGAGGGAGAAGUACCUGAUGCAGGAGAUGAUGUACGAAGCAGAGCUGGAGCACCUGCAGAAGGAGAGAAAGAAGAAUGGCAGGAGAUAUCACCAC
Coregonus sp. 'balchen' is the source of this 3594-nucleotide messenger RNA. NCBI's taxonomy places the organism in Eukaryota, Metazoa, Chordata, Actinopteri, Salmoniformes, Salmonidae. The record is from the annotation of a GenBank genome assembly.